AUGGCAGGUCUUCAGGAGCUCCUGCGGGACUCGGUGGCACAGGCCGAGCUGUGCACCGUGGUGCAUCCCUUCCCUGUGGACUGCUACAAGGGCCUACCCUGGCUGCCACCUGCCUCUGUCCUACUGGAGGCCGCCAUCAAUGAGGAGAAAUUUGCUUGUGUGGAGGCUGAGUUGCACCAGCUGCUGCUAGCUUCGGGCCGUGCCCACGUGGUCUGGACCACGGACAUCUAUGGUCGCCUGGCUGCAGACUACUUCAGUUUGUGA
Molecule: messenger RNA, 264 nt
Organism: Pipistrellus nathusii (Nathusius's pipistrelle)
Lineage: Eukaryota; Metazoa; Chordata; Mammalia; Chiroptera; Vespertilionidae
Source: the annotation of a GenBank genome assembly